CGCUUCCGGUGGGGGAGGAGACGACGAGGGCGGCCGAGGCGGCGGCUGAGGCGGCGGCGGCGGCCCCUUGCUGCCGUCAGCCCGGCCGUCGAUGGCGAUGAACUACAGCGCGAAGGACGAGGUGGACGGGCCGCACCUCGGGGCGCCCGGCGGGGCGGGGGGCGGCGGCGGAGGGGGAGGAGGCGGAGGAGGAGGAGGAGGCGGAGGAGGCCCCGGCCCCGCCAAGAGCCGCAAGCCCGACAACACGGCCUUCAAGCAGCAGCGCCUGCCCGCCUGGCAGCCCAUCCUCACGGCCGGCACCGUGCUGCCCGCCUUCUUCGUCAUCGGCCUCAUCUUCAUCCCCAUCGGCAUCGGCAUCUUCGUCACCUCCAACAACAUCCGGGAGAUCGAGAUUGAUUACACGGGAACGGAAGCUGAUAGUCCCUGUAAUAAGUGUUUGUCUUGGAAUCAAACAACAUCUUGCAUCUGCAACAUUAACUUUACCCUGGAACAAUCUUUUGAGGGCAAUGUGUUUAUGUAUUACGGAUUGUCCAACUUCUAUCAGAAUCAUCGCCGUUACGUGAAAUCUCGAGACGAUAGCCAACUCAACGGCGAUAAUAGCUCCUUAACCAAUCCCAGUAAGGAGUGUGAGCCCUAUCGCAGGAAUGAGGAUAAAGCCAUUGCCCCUUGUGGAGCCAUUGCCAACAGCAUGUUUAACGAUACACUGGAAUUGCUGCGCAUCGACAAUGAUACGAUGUCUCCUAUUCCGUUAAAUAAAAGAGGUAUUGCGUGGUGGACAGAUAAGAAUGUGAAAUUCAGAAAUCCUUCUGGAGCAACACAUAACCUGUCAGCCCUUUUCAAAGAUACGACGAAGCCCGUCAACUGGCCCAAGCCAGUGUACAUGCUGGAUCGAGAUCCUGACAACAACGGGUUUAUCAAUGAGGAUUUUAUCGUGUGGAUGCGCACCGCAGCCCUGCCCACUUUUCGUAAGCUCUACCGACUGAUCGAGAAGAAGAACGGCUUGCAACCCACGUUACCUGCGGGACAGUACUCUUUGAAAGUCACGUACAAUUACCCCGUCCAUAGUUUCGACGGCCGAAAGAGGAUGAUCCUGAGUACCGUGUCGUGGAUGGGAGGAAAGAAUCCGUUUUUGGGAAUUGCGUACAUCACAGUCGGAUCCAUCUGCUUCUUCUUGGGCGUGGUGCUGCUCGUCAUUCAUCACAAAUACGGGAACAGAAAUAAUAGCGCCGACAUUCCCAAUUGAUUUUUCUCUUCUGAAACCAAAUCUACUGCAUGUGCAUCAAGGCCAGUCCAAACCCAACCUAGCUCCCGAACACUAAACACCCGGGUUGUGUGUCAUCUCCGGCCACGUAGCUUUUUCCUGAAGCCCCGCGGCCCCUGGCUUCCCUUCCUGAGGAUGUGACUUGUGAAAAUAUGGCAGCAACGUAAACGGAAAGCGGCUCCAUCGAUCAUCUCGACACUGAGCCUGCUGAAAUGGCUUUCUAAUGUGGCCCCGUGGUGCAUAUAUAAACCCCCCCCCUCCCUCUCUCCCCCCGGUAAUGUAUCUGCUGCUUGAGUGUUUGUGCUCCGUCGGUAAUCAUCUAAUCCCUGUCCGGUGUUGUGUACGUAGAAGGUGUCGGAGAAAGAGGAGGGGAGCAGAAGGUUUGAAAACCGGACCCGUUAGCCUUUCAGGAUCGAGAAGGCCGGGGGAAGCCGGAGAAGGCCCGAGGCUAAACAGACCACUCCCCACCUUUCACGCGUCGUGUUCGUAGGCGUAAAGGUGGCCGGGGCAUUCACCUGGUACGACGAGUGCCCCGGUCAAGCCCGGUUCGGACUUGAAAAAGGACUCGUUCACUGUCGGUCGCGUAGGAAAUCCCGAAGGGCAAAUACCCGCACGGGGGUCGGCGUGGCAGUAACUUCCUCCGGCCAGGAAGGUGAGUUGUCGUUUCCAUUUGGAUCCCGUUGCGGUGGCCGCUAGCCCGGCUCACUCUAAAUGAGGCCCCAUGGCCCCCGAGCCUGAGCUUCACCGAGAGAAGAGCCGUCAACACGGGUCGAGAGAGCGGGACCGCUCCAAGCCCUGCCUUUAGAGAGAGUCCAGGGCUCGUGGCUGCAAGGAAAUUCAGUACCGUUGCCCAGGCGGGGAGCUCCAAGCUGUCACCUCGCUACAGAGUGCUCCAGUUAGGUCCUGGAGCCGGUAAGGUUACAACCCGAGUUCGGAUCCUCCCUUGAGGACAGUGACCUGAGUUUGACCUGAAAAGCUUAUUUACACCUGCUGGGUAUGGGCCAAGCCACCGGCAGGUGUCAUCUGCAGUUCCAUCCCAGUUGCUUUCACUGGUCUUUCUGGGACCGGAGCUCCUUAAAAAACAAAGUUAAACAACACAAAAAAUCCCCCAUUCGACUCUGGGGAUUCUAGACUAAGCGUCUGAUCAAAUCGGUAGAUGUCAUGGGGAUUAUUUGAAUCCGGAUAUUCAAUGUCGAAUAAAUGGCGGAACCUGUUGCUACGGAACUUGUACUCGAAGCGAAUGUUAAAUUAACUUUUCUGCGUGCAUGAAAGUGCAUGUUUUAAAUUGCUUUCAAAUUGCUUAUGUUUUUGUUGAUUGAAAUUACCCUCCAAAAUAGGUAGAGUAAUAACCCAAAAGGUGUCUAUUGAAAAUAUGUACUCGCUUAUCGUAUGGUUAUCUUUUAACUCUAAAAUCUGGGUAUCGGGUCUAUUUUGAUUAGCUAUUGGUUCAGUUUUAAAAUGUAACAGUGAAGGGUUUAAUGUGCCACACAUCUUCUUGCUUCAUGAACAUACCCGUGUACGUGUAUGUGUGUGUGUGUGUCUACCAUGACAGGACCGUGUGGUGCAAAGGUGACUGUUCAGCUGGGAAGAAGAUGGCUUGCAAGGGCCCUGAGAUGGGAUUAGCACAGAGGUGAUGUGUUUUUCUAGGCUCGGCGUCAUUUGGUCAUUUUUCCAGGCUUGGAAUCCUUUGAGACUCCUAACGAGGCUUUCACUGUUCCAUCUCACACGCUAGAUGGGGGGAAUGAGGAGGGAGGAAGGUGGGGUGAUGAGGCCCCUCGGGAUCCUUUUCCAAGAGCACUCCUUGGUGACGAUAUUGUCACGGUAUUAGGACCCGGGCCCCGCCUCUCCGUGCUUGAAUCUGGCCUGUGCUGCCUAAAAAGGGGGUGACUUUUGCAGAGCCUGCACCCCAAAACAGGGCAGGGGAGAGCUCCCCGCCUUCUAAGUUUUAUGCCGGUCUUUGGUGUCCCCCCGAUGGUCUGUACGACUUGCAAAGAAUCUCAUCGAGUGUCUUGGAUGGUAGAGAGUUCACCAAUCCAGUAAGCUAAUUGUGGGUUAAUGUGCAGAAAGUAUCUCGAAGGGUGAAAGACUUGCCCCGAAACAGUCAGAGCCGGGAAAUGACACAGAAAUGAUAAAGCAGUUUUAAAUGUUUCAGCGACAACUACUCGGAGGAUCAUCUGACCGAUACGAGUCGAGUCGAAAUAUAUAUAAUUUGUUUAUUGGGGUAGUGAAAAGCCUCUUUGUACCCUUGGUUAUAUGAAGAGAUUCAUUUUUUGUUCUGUUACGGCUUAAUAAAAGUGAACUGAAUUUGU
Ornithorhynchus anatinus (platypus) is the source of this 3570-nucleotide messenger RNA. RefSeq names its product transmembrane protein 30A (gene CDC50A). Bases 92 to 1243 code for a protein of 383 amino acids. Gene Ontology annotation, biological process: phospholipid translocation. The transcript has 7 exons. NCBI's taxonomy places the organism in Eukaryota, Metazoa, Chordata, Mammalia, Monotremata, Ornithorhynchidae. The record is from RefSeq and is a predicted model, not a curated record. Gene Ontology annotation, cellular component: plasma membrane; endoplasmic reticulum; Golgi apparatus.